Molecule: messenger RNA, 300 nt
Organism: Penicillium chermesinum
Lineage: Eukaryota; Fungi; Ascomycota; Eurotiomycetes; Eurotiales; Aspergillaceae
Exons: 2
Coding region: 1-300 (99 amino acids)
Source: RefSeq, a predicted model, not a curated record
AUGCUUGCGCAUCAUCAUGGCCUGAAAUUUGCGAGCAAUCGCGGAACCGAAAAGCAGCGGUACGAAAGCGGCUCUCCUGAGCGCCUUGGAUAUGCUACACCGCACACCUACGGACCAGGUCCCGUGGAGGAAGAGAUCAUGAAGGAGACUAUCAUCGAGAACCACGAACAGUGGUUCCGCGGAGAAGAGAUAUACCUGGCGGCGCAAGAAUUCCACUCAGCGAGGCUGGAUUACGUGAGGGAGUGCGUCCGGGAGAUCCGAAUGAAGAAGAGACCCCAGCUCUGGAAGAAAGGACCGUAA